UUUUUUUUUUUUUUUCUUUCAGUUUCGUAUCUUGUUUCUGUUAUAAAUGCCUCCACCACUUACUUCAUUUACGACUUUAUUAACAUUAAAAACAAAGCCGCUUGCAAGUAAGACACUCGGCCCUUUAUCUUCAACUGUCUUAAGGCAACAACAGCAACAACAUAAUUAUACGACUACUAAUGUAAAAAAGGCGCAAAUAGUAACUGAAAAAUCAGUUUUGGAUUCUUUUCCUAGACCCAAUCUUCAACCUACACUUCACAUGAACAUGUACAAUCUUCAGGUCUUGAAAGCAUUAAAUCCAAUUCAAACAUGUUUUAACUGUAACGGGCCUCAUUCAACCGAAUUUUGCCCUUGCUAAUGUAAUGAACUCUCUGAUAUUUAUUUAACCGAUAUUUAUUUUAACCGAUAUUUAUACCCACCCCCCAUAAAGAAUAAAAAUUUGCUGCUUUUCAUAUUA
Molecule: messenger RNA, 457 nt
Organism: Cokeromyces recurvatus
Lineage: Eukaryota; Fungi; Mucoromycota; Mucoromycetes; Mucorales; Mucoraceae
Exons: 1
Coding region: 47-358 (103 amino acids)
Source: RefSeq, a predicted model, not a curated record